Molecule: messenger RNA, 709 nt
Organism: Hippoglossus stenolepis (Pacific halibut)
Lineage: Eukaryota; Metazoa; Chordata; Actinopteri; Pleuronectiformes; Pleuronectidae
Gene: alox5ap
Product: arachidonate 5-lipoxygenase-activating protein
Exons: 5
Coding region: 74-535 (153 amino acids)
Biological process (GO): leukotriene biosynthetic process
Cellular component (GO): endoplasmic reticulum; nuclear envelope; membrane
Molecular function (GO): glutathione peroxidase activity; enzyme activator activity; leukotriene-C4 synthase activity
Source: RefSeq, a predicted model, not a curated record
CAUCAUGUUUAUGCUUUGCUGUCGACAGUGAACGUACAUUCCCACUCAGCCUCCCUCAGCCUCAGCAUCGAUCAUGGACUCCAACCUAGUGGUGGAGAACAUCUACCUCCUGGUCAUGGUCACCCUCAUCAGCGUCCUGCAGAACACCUUCUUUGCCCAGAAGGUAGAGAGGGAAUGCAUUACCCACACACCGGCCUCUGACAGAGUGUCCUGUGCCAAUCGUAACUGCAUGGACGCGUAUCCCACGUUCCUGGCAGUGAUGUGGUGCGCCGGCCUUUGUCUCAAUCAAGCUCCUGCCGCCUUCGCUGGAAUCAUCUACCUUAUGGUCAGGCAGAAGUACUUUGUGGGAUACUUGGGACAAACCUCUCAAAGCACCCCCGGCUACCUGUUCGGAAAACGCAUCAUCUUCUUCCUGUUCCUGAUGUGCGUCGUCGGCAUCUUCAAUUACCUGCUGAUGCGUUUCUUCGGCAACGACUAUCAUGAGCACGUGCAAACCAUCACCAACGCUGCGUCUGCUCUUCUCCUCAUCCCUUAGUGUCGGGCACGUCACAACACCGGCAUCUUUUCACUGAUGACAACUGUUGCAUUAAAACAGGUCAAUGUAUUUGUUUUGUAAAAGCAUUUAUUGUAUUUGAGUUUGGUCAAAAAUAGAAACAACCUCUGAAACUUCUUCAACGUACAAAAUACAAUACAAACGUGUGCAAAUCAG